GCUUCUCUUCUCAUUGUUUCGUUGAAACCUCUCUAAAAUCUCUCUACUCCUCAGUCCUCUCCACCACAACCACCACUCUCCCCAAACCCAUCAUCAAAUCACAGCCGUCCAAUACAAAGAAUGGCUCAUCCGCAGCCGUACGAUCCCUACUACCUCCUCCAACAACCACCGCAGCCACCACCGCAAGAAUACAACAACAGCAACAACAAGGACCGGAGUGGAAUCAACACGCUCUUCGUCUCCGGACUCCCCGACGAUAUCAAGGCGCGUGAGAUUCACAACCUCUUCCGCCGCCGCCCCGGUUUCGACUCUUGCCAGCUCAAGUACACCGGCCGUGGCAACCAGGUUGUGGCAUUUGCUACCUUUUUCAAUCAUCAAUCAGCAAUAGCGGCAAUGCACUCUUUAAAUGGUGUAAAAUUUGAUCCUCAAACUGGAUCCAUUCUACAUAUUGAACUGGCCAGAUCAAACUCCAGGAGAAAACGUAAACCAGGUAGUGGAGCCUAUGUUGUCAUAGAUAAAAGAACUAAAGCAGACACUAAUGUCCAAGAAACAUCAAGUGACGAAGGAGACAGUGAAUCUGAUGAACCUGAUUCGGAAGCCGACAAUCCUGAUUCUGGCAAGAAUGAUGAUUUAGCAGCCUCAAAAAGUGGUGAGACGGCAGUUGGUCCUGACAAUGCUCCAGCUUCCACAAGCGAGCAUCCAGAAAAGACUGGUGAUGGAGGUCAAUGUUCGACUCUAUUUAUUGCAAAUCUAGGUCCAAAUUGCACUGAAGAUGAACUGAAGCAAGUUUUUGCUGAGCGUCCUGGAUUCAAUAUGCUCAAAAUGCGUGCAAGAGGUGGAAUGCCAGUUGCAUUUGCUGACUUUGAGGAAAUCGAGCAAGCAAAUAAGACCAUGGAGGAACUUCAGGGCAGCCUGCUACCAUCGUCAGAUCGGGGUGGCAUGCAUAUAGAGUAUGCAAGGUCAAAAAUGAGGAAGUCUUAGAAGAAGAGGGGCACAAGUUGACACCCUGCAAACAGUUUUCUAUCGAAAUUUAAUUGACCAUACUUAUUAAUUGCUCCUCUUACCCUUAAGUUUAAAUUAUGAGUUUUUGAAACUCAAAUGUGUAAAAAAAAUUUCAGCUUUAGGAAUUAUUACAAGAUAGUGGUUAAGUUUGAA
This is a messenger RNA of Quercus robur (English oak), 1155 nucleotides long. Its product is annotated as protein WHI4. Bases 121 to 981 code for a protein of 286 amino acids. The record is from RefSeq and is a predicted model, not a curated record. Gene Ontology annotation, molecular function: mRNA binding. Lineage: Eukaryota; Viridiplantae; Streptophyta; Magnoliopsida; Fagales; Fagaceae. The transcript is spliced from 10 exons.